Molecule: messenger RNA, 858 nt
Organism: Lactuca sativa (garden lettuce)
Lineage: Eukaryota; Viridiplantae; Streptophyta; Magnoliopsida; Asterales; Asteraceae
Source: RefSeq, a predicted model, not a curated record
AUGAGUUCUCAAUACCAGCAAGGGACGUCGACUGCUCCAAACCAGGAUGGUUUUUCCCGGAGCGUAACAUCUCCGUUUGUUAAAGAGCUGUUGGAUUACGAAAUACCAAACACUGCAAAGCUCCCGACGCUUAAAACGUACAAUGGGACUACCGACCCAGAUAGCCACAUUGAUACAUAUGAAUGGACGAUGACGUCGCUAAAGCUUAACGAGAAAUUUUGGUGCACAUACUUCCCGACGACGCUCGAUGGCAACGCCGACACAUGGUUCAAAACGCUACAACCUGGCGGCAUUUCAAACUUCGCUCAGCUCAAAUACCUUUUCCUCACCAACUUCAUGCAGCUACAUAAAUACAAAGGCGAUUCUCACUCAAUUAUAGGCUGUAAACAAAGUGAGGGGGAGACUGUUCGAGAAUACUUUACAAGGUUCAUAAACGUUACGCUAGAUGUAUCGGGGCAUGAAGAAGGGCUCAUUGCUGGUGCUUUCACAUGGGGACUCCUGCCUGGGCCCCUCUCGCAAAAACUCAUGGGAAAUAAGCCUCUAACACGAGCUGAGUUGAAAGAAAGAGUGGAGCGAUACCUACGGCAGGAAGACGGUGAAGCAGCCAAGCAGGCCUACUUGAAUGCUAUGGCGACUAGACGUCACCACCCGACCCACACGGAUUUCCGGGGGGGGGGGGGGGGGAGGAAGACACCAUGGCCAAGCAAGAAGACCACCGCCACGUUUCCCGACCAUUUAUUAAAGACGACAGACGGGGUCGCCGCCCAGAAGUAUAUGCAGUAUCUGAGAAACAGCAGCCAGCCAAGUCGCCUAAGAGUCGGUACUGUGAGUACCACAAAAGCAAAACGCAUGAUAUAG